Molecule: messenger RNA, 2582 nt
Organism: Coturnix japonica (Japanese quail)
Lineage: Eukaryota; Metazoa; Chordata; Aves; Galliformes; Phasianidae
Product: D-beta-hydroxybutyrate dehydrogenase, mitochondrial-like
Biological process (GO): steroid metabolic process
Cellular component (GO): intracellular membrane-bounded organelle
Molecular function (GO): oxidoreductase activity
Source: RefSeq, a predicted model, not a curated record
CUGAGGACGAACCGCCGCCGCCAUGCGCGGUCCCGCCGUGCUGCUGGCGCUGGGCGCUGCCUUGGGCCUGGCCCGACGCCUCCUGCAGCGGCUCCGCCGGGCCCUGCCCGCUGAAGGGAAAGCAGUGCUCAUAACAGGCUGUGACAAAGGUUUUGGACAUGCCUUGGCAAAACAACUUCAUGCAAAGGGAUUUACUGUUUUUGCUGGAUGCUUGCUAGCGGAUAAGAAUGGAGACGGAGCCAGAGAGCUGAAGGACAUGAAGUCAGAUCGCAUGAAAGUGCUACAGAUGAAUGUGUGCAGCGACCAGGAGGUGGCUCAGGCUGUGGAUUAUGUGAAGAUGACCCUGAAAGACCCAGAAGAAGGUCUGUGGGGCCUGGUGAACAAUGCUGGCGUCUCAACUUUCGGAGAGGUGGAAUUUACAAGUUUAGACAACUACAAGGAGGUGACAGAUAUCAACCUGUGGGGCACCGUGAGGGUGACAAAGGCUUUUCUGCCCCUCAUUCGCAGAGCUAAAGGCCGUGUAGUGAAUAUCACAAGCAUGUUAGGACGGAUGGUGAGUCCAUCUCGCUCCUGCUACUGCAUUUCCAAGUAUGGGGUGGCAGCCUUCUCCGACUGCCUCCGACAGGAGAUGUAUCGCUGGGGGGUCAAAGUCAUCCUCAUUGAGCCCAGUAAUUUUGUGGCAGCGACCGGUAUCCUGACAGAGGACAGCAUCGACAAGCAGGCUGAGGUGCUGUGGAGUGGAGCCAGCAGCACCGUGCAGGAGGACUAUGGGAGGGAGUAUUUCACUCGGCACGUAGCCCUGAUGAAGUCCUUUGUUAACAGUGGCCUGAAGGACAUGUCUCUUGUCGUGAAUGACAUCACCAACGCGCUCAUCUCCGCACACCCGAACAACCGCUACAAUCCCAUGGAGACCUACUGGUGGAUGAGACUGCAAGUCAUGACUCAUCUGCCCACUGCCAUUGCUGACUGGCUUUACAUUCCUGGAGCCACACUGUGAAAGGCCAUCCUUCAAGCAUCCUUCCAGUGCUUGUUUGUACACACAGUUUAGAGCUGACUUAGUUCUAAUCACUGGUGCAUCUCCUCUUUAUAGAUUUUAUGUGCCUUCAGUUUGGUUGGGUUAUGGCUUCACAUUUUGUGUUGAGGGAUACUGAGAAAAGUUAUGUCUUUUUCCUAACUUGGUCUUUCCUCUGCUGCCCUGAUUAAAGUUGAAAGGUGUUUUGCUUUUAACUGUGGAGAAGGCAGAGGAAGGUUAACAUAACAGGUCAAAUAUGUGGCUAGUGUAACUAGGUCAGCUGAGUUCCCCUAGUGAUAAAUUGGACUAAUUGCUGGGCUCCUGGUUUUCCUUACAAGGAUAGGCUGGUAAUAGCAGAGUGAAGCUGUUGCUAUGAGAUGUCUCAAAGGGAAAAAGCUAAAAUGGGAAACAAAAGCAGUUUUCCAUUUGAUUAAAAAUGGGUCAGUCACAGCCUUGUUUUGUUUUCACAGUACUGGUUGGAAGCUCAGCUGCUCCAUAACUGUUUGCUCUUUCUAUGAAAACAGCCGCACUGCCUCUAAACAGCCUCAUUACCUAAGUGCAAAGAAGGGCUCUUCCCUCCCAGCACUGUGAACAGGAGCUGCUGGAGCCAGAAGACAGGAGACAGACUGAGCAGGGAAAAGCCCUGUAAUAACUCCUGCUGUGUGAGCUGCCCCUCAGCCGGUGGUCCUUCCACCCACUGCCGAUGAGCUUUAUGAGACAGGAUUGAAUCUGAUGUAGCAAAGAAAUUUGGCUUCUUUAACUGCAGUAUCAGGUACCAGUUUUAAAAAGGCACCGUGUGGUCAGUUUGGCCUGACUAUGAGCUCUGGAAGGAUGUUUCAAGUGAUGCAUUUCUUUUGAAUCAAUACUGCACAAUGAAAUUUCCACGUCACACAUGAUUGUCUCCUCAGAACUUAAUGACAACUGAUAUGAGCUACUUCUGCAAAAUCCCCCUGAGGGGUGUCUCCUGUUGGCCACAUCCAGAGCAUUCAGUCAUUUUUCCAAGUGCUGAGGCUGCCAAACCUCACACCUUCUGUCCUCUUUCCAAGUGGUGACCACCAGCAAAGCAGCUAGUGGGGAUCUGCCCUCUCAUUCUAGGGUGUUAGCCUCUCAUUCUGCUAAAUUUUGUUCUGUGUUGUCUUAUGUGAGGUUAAAUGAACGUAAGAGCUUGUAAUUUGCUCUCACCUCAUCUAUCUCAGGUAGCUGUGACUUUGAAGCUGUGCCAUAAACUUUUAUAUGCUGCUGUUUGUAACUGCUUGGAGACUGGAUGCAGCUGUGAAAGCUGUGAUGGCUAAGGAGGGAGCUGGCUUCCUUUGGGUGUGCUGUGGAGGUAGCUUGUAUUACAGAUAAUUUCUGAAAAUGCUGUCCAUGCAGUUCUUUUUCUAUUUCAGACCAUAAUCACGUGGAGACUGUCUGGGAUCCAGCACCCGGAAUGAUCCCACAGUCCUACUGAACUGCAGCUUGUUCAGGCAGUGUUGAAAUCACUUCUGCCCCUUGCACUGUGAAAUGUGAGUAAUGUUAAGUAGCACUAAUUUGCACAGAGGAAAAUAAACUGUGAGAUUUGUAAAGCACA